AACUGUUAGAACGAGCUGAUAAACCACACGGAAGAGUUUCGCGAACGGACGUUUUCUGUAAGAGAUUUGUCAGGCUGUACAAUUGAUUUGAUUCGUCUUGUUCUUAAACAUUCGGUGGUCUUUUGUUUGUUUUGUAAACGGUAAAUAUGGAUAUAUUUGGCAUGUAAGAAAUUAAUCGUUUACAUUUACGCACUAUAAUGGGUGAGGCCGAGCAAAGAGAGCUAUCUCAUAAAACCGAGGGCAUUGACUGGGGUGGACAAGUUUGUGGACAGGCUCAGAUGACGGCCAAUAACAACAGCUGGAAUCAUGCUUUAGUGAAGAAUGCACAUGACGGACUGAGUUUGCCUUCAUCAGACUGUGACAGAUGUUCAGUGAUAUCAGGAGAGUGUCUUUAUUAUCAUUAUGGUUGUGACGGAAAGGAUGACAGAGGUUGGGGCUGUGGAUACAGGACAAUUCAGACCAUGGCUUCGUGGUUGUGUCUCAGUCAACCUCUCAGUGUAAGCCCCAGACCCCCACCUAGUCUUUCUGAAAUACAACAAAUUUUGGUAAGAAUAGGGGACAAACCCGAUUCAUUCCUGGGUUCCAGAGAGUGGAUAGGCACGUUUGAAGCAAGUCUUAUUCUUGACGAGCUCUAUGAUGUUCCCUGCCGCAUAGUGCAUGUGCGGCAUGGCAAAGAGCUUGAGCAAGCUGUAGAAGAUCUUCAUAGCUAUUUUUCUACACAUGGGUCACCUGUUAUGAUGGGAGGAGACCGGGACAAUUCCUCUAAGGGCAUCUUAGGUGUGUGCACAAGGAAACAGGGGAGCUAUCUGCUUGUUAUGGAUCCUCAUUACUUUGGCUGUCCCUUAGAUAAAAACUCUUUGCAAAAACUGGGCUGGGUUUCAUGGAAAUCAGUUGCUUCUCUGGAUCAGUGCUCUUUCUACAACCUUUGUCUGCCUCUUAAUGUUAAGUGACAGGAUUUUUAGUUAUAUAAUGUUGUUAUCACAAUGGAAAUUCAGACGUCAUGGUCAUCAUGAGAGACAGACGAAACAAGAAUGGAUUACAGAACUUUUCAAGCUAUACACUAUUGAACACAACUUGCAUUUGAAAUGUGUAGUGUUGUUUUUAGGGCACUCCAAAACAUUAGUUGACAAUGUAAAAUUAUUUUACUCAUGAAACUGUUAUUGAAUUUUUUUAUUAAUAAAAUAAAUAAAGUAUGUUUGUUUGCUUUUAGAUCAUAUUCACUUCUAUUGACUUUCUCCCCCCAAGACAAUACAAACGCAUGUAUAAACUUUAUUUUUACAUACUUCUUUCUUACAAAUUAAAUUCUCAAUAAUAUUCUGA
This is a messenger RNA of Misgurnus anguillicaudatus (oriental weatherfish), 1320 nucleotides long. It is a transcript of the gene ufsp1, whose product is annotated as UFM1-specific peptidase 1. The record is from RefSeq and is a predicted model, not a curated record. Lineage: Eukaryota; Metazoa; Chordata; Actinopteri; Cypriniformes; Cobitidae. Gene Ontology annotation, molecular function: deUFMylase activity.